CAGCUCUAUGUUCUAUCUAAGUUUUGUUCAAUUUACAAAAAUUUGGUUCCUCGUCCAUGUGUUUCUGCCUGUAGAUAAGUCCAAUUUGCAACUUAUUUUAGUUAAAAAUAUAGAUUUUUUUACAGAAAAUUUACUAAGAUAAUCUCUACAACAGCUCAGAUACAAACAAAAUUACAUCAGAAUUCAUGUUCAAUUUAAUUUUACUAGUUAACUUGUGCGUCUAUCGCAAUAUGGCCGUCCUGUAAUGAAUUGGUGGUCAGUAAUAUUAUUUGUGGUUCUAUCUCUCUGCUAAUAUUAAAAUGGAGCUUCGUGUCGGUAACAAAUACCGACUUGGGCGAAAAAUUGGCUCCGGAUCUUUUGGAGAUAUAUAUUUAGGAACAAACAUUGUCACAAGGGAAGAAGUAGCCAUUAAGUUAGAAUGUAUCAAAACGAGACAUCCACAGUUACACAUAGAAAGCAAAUUUUACAAACUAAUGCAAGGAAGAGUUGGAAUUCCUGCAAUUAAAUGGUGUGGGUCAGAGGGUGACUACAAUGUAAUGGUAAUGGAACUGCUUGGUCCGUCAUUGGAAGAUCUCUUCAAUUUUUGCUCACGUCGUUUUUCUCUCAAGACAGUACUCCUUCUAGCAGACCAACUAAUUUCCCGCAUUGAGGACAUACACUACAGAAAUUUUAUCCAUAGAGACAUCAAACCUGACAAUUUUCUAAUGGGCCUAGGUAAAAAAGGAAAUUUAGUGUAUAUAAUAGAUUUUGGCUUAGCUAAGAAGUACAAAGAUCCUCGGACUAAUCAACAUAUACCUUACAGAGAAAACAAAAAUUUGACAGGAACAGCAAGAUAUGCUUCAAUAAAUACACAUUUAGGAAUUGAGCAGUCACGUCGAGAUGAUCUAGAGUCACUGGGCUAUGUGCUCAUGUACUUUAACCGUGGUAGUUUGCCAUGGCAGGGGCUAAAAGCAGCAACAAAACGUCAAAAAUAUGAAAGAAUAUCUGAAAAGAAACUGUCCACUCCUUUUGAUGAGCUUUGUAAGAACCAUCCAAUUGAGUUUCAACUGUAUUUGAAGUACUGCCGGCGACUUCGUUUCGAGGAGAGACCCGACUACGCCCAUCUGCGUCAGUUGUUUCGCACCCUCUUCCACCGGCAAGGAUUUACAUAUGACUACGUGUUUGAUUGGAACAUGUUAAAGUUUGGAGGACUGCGUGAUAACCAUCAAACAAGUGGUAUUGAUCGCGCUCUUAGACGUCUUGAACAAAAUCAGGAACAAGAAAAUACCGCUGCGACAGCCGGCCAGCCCAGUAAUGCAGUGGCAGCAAUUUCGGAAUGGCGGUGAGGAGAGAUACCGCUGACUUCACGCUGAUAACAUCUCUCUAAAAGCACGUUGGUAUUUGUGACCAGUAUGUUCUGUGUCGCAGAAUGUACCUUACACAGACAUAAUUGUGACAAUGAAAGUAUAAGGACGCCUCUGCAGAUGAUCAGUACGGCAGGACUUGAGGCGUGAGCGUGAACUUCGACUACACAUUCGCGAUUUUGAAAGCGAAUCUUUAUAUUAAUUAAUAAAUAAAUAAAAAGAUAAAAUGAUUUUGUAAGCAUACAGGUUAACAUUCAUAUUAAUGUAAAUUAUUUAAAUUUUAGGCUAAGCAGGUUGAUAAGUGGGCCGAUGAACUCGUAACUUUUCUCGCAAUUUUUAAAUAUGUAACGUUAAGUUAUGUAAUAAAUAACGUUUAAGGCCUACCCAUACAUCCAUUGUACUUUGUGCUCAGUUAUAUUUAGAUAUAAGAGAAUUCAAUAGUAACAUUUGAGGCGUUCGUUCAGAAAAAGAACUAACUGCCCGGUGUCAGAUUUUGAUGUUCAGUUUAAAUAGAAUAAUCUAUAAAUAUUCUUUACAAAAGGAAUUAUUUGUCUUAUAUCUAAAUACAACACUCGUAUAUAUUUGGUAAAACUGACUGAUUGAAAACAAUUACUAAAAACGCAGGAAGCAUACUGUAGAAACGAGUUUAUCAGACUUUUCGAUUCCUACUGCGUUAAUUUUGCAACUUUAAGUAAGUUACUAUAAAUUGAAAGUGGGAACGGUAGAAAAAAAUUGCUCUAAACCAAAUUUGUCUGCACAUUGUGUAAAAUCAUUGCUCGAAAAGGUAUAAAACUGUAAAUAAACAAGUACAUUCUCUGAGUGCAAUAUAGUGAUGUUUUCUUUAACUAUUCAACAUGUAGUUUCAUUUGAUUUUGUCUUCCAAUUAUAAAUAUUAUUUACAACUUACAAUAACUCAAAUUAGUAACGUAAAUUUGUGAUAAAUUUUAUUUCCCUUGAAUCAUGUAGGUCACUGCCGUACACAAAAAAUCGUCACAUGAGAAAAAAUCAGUAAUGAUAGCUAGAACGUACCGAGUGUACAGUGUUCUACUAGUUCAAAGUGAGUUUUAUUUGGAGAUUAGUAACGUAUGCAGUUUAGAUUUUAAACCAUCAUUUCUGUUAUGGUUAUUUUUUUAUAAACUUUGCGAAAACUAUGAUCUCACGCAGAUUACCAAAUUUCAUAAAUCAUAAUUAAAAAAAAAAUCGGUUACCAUUUCAGUAUCUGGACACCGAACAAUAAAAAAAAUUACAAUCUUUGUAAUUGUCGUAAAUUGUAAAUAUUAUGUAGUUAUAUUUUAGAGCAUUUGUGUAAUGUAAUCUAGCGUCAAAUCUACCGCGCUGUUAAUACUAAAACUGUGUUGCUAUGUUAUACCUUACCUUAUUUAACCAAGGUAAUUUCUAUAUCCAAAGUACAUCAUAUACGAAUAUUUCUCGUUCAGUUUUUUAUUGUCCUUAGAAUUACUUUAUUUUAUUAUAGUCGUUUUAUAAUAACCAUUGUUUUAAUAUAAAGACUUUCAAUUUGCCAUUGUAAGCAUCAGGCAUUGUCAAUACGUUAAUCGUCAUCUCAUUACUGAGACAUUUUUGUUUGAUUUAUGUUAUUGAGCUGGAGAAAGUUUUGUAAAGUGGAACUUGUAAAUAUCAUAUUAUCGAUUUGA
This is a messenger RNA of Bombyx mandarina (wild silkworm), 2995 nucleotides long. RefSeq names its product discs overgrown casein kinase 1 (gene dco). Gene Ontology annotation, molecular function: ATP binding; protein kinase activity. Lineage: Eukaryota; Metazoa; Arthropoda; Insecta; Lepidoptera; Bombycidae. Gene Ontology annotation, biological process: protein phosphorylation. The record is from RefSeq and is a predicted model, not a curated record.